AAGAAGUAAUAAAGGAAAGAUCACUCUUUUGUUUCUGCGGAUAGAGUUAUCCCACGAACUUUACGAGCCUUACGUGUAGCGAGAUCAUACAGUAGCAAGAAUUAACACAUGUUUCAAUCUAUCUACGAAAAUUGUUGAACUAAAAUUUACAUAAGAAGUACAAUGGCAAUGUCUGUGUUGGUCUAUACACUAUCUGCCGUAGUAAUUCUGAGCCUAUGUUUAAAUGCCGAGGCCCAGUCCACAACGAGGCCGUGUGACAGAAACUGCCCCUGUACCUUCAACCCAGUGUGUGGCUCUGACAGGAUAACCUACUCCAGUGAAUGCACCCUGAAGGCGGCCAACUGUGAUCGCGCUAACCCCGUCACGGUGGAGUCCACUGGAGUGUGCACCCGAGGCGGCCGUCACAGCCAUGGAGGCUGGCGAAGAGGUGGCCGAGGUGGAAACCAGGGUUCAACAGCUGCAGAAGAGAAAUAAAGUUUUGCAAGAUGUCUAUGAGCUGAACACACA
Biomphalaria glabrata is the source of this 507-nucleotide messenger RNA. RefSeq names its product serine protease inhibitor Kazal-type 1-like. NCBI's taxonomy places the organism in Eukaryota, Metazoa, Mollusca, Gastropoda, Planorbidae. The coding region runs from base 163 to 474 and encodes 103 amino acids. The transcript is spliced from 3 exons. The record is from RefSeq and is a predicted model, not a curated record. Gene Ontology annotation, molecular function: protein binding.